AGAGUUGAUAAGAUUGAUAGUUGAUUUUUGGUGAUAAUUGAAGGACAAAAUUAAUGUUAAUUAAACACCUCUUUCUUUGUGAAUUGACAAAUUAAUUUCUAAUCUAGUGUUAAUCUUUGAAGAAUUUCCGUCAAUCUAUAUUUGUAUUAGGUGUUAGUCCGGAUCACCAAGUCAUUCCAAAUAGUCUCCCCAAAUAGAGUUACCAUCAUGGGUCUUUUAUAUUACACUCAACUUACGGUAUAUGGAACAACAAUAUUUACUCUAUUAUGUUUUUCUCUAUAUUAUAUGUUAACCGGGAGAGGUUCUCGUAUGGGAGAUAUUCAAUGGCUUCUUGAAGGUAUUUCUCCUUAUAUGUGGUGUGCAUUGGGUAUUGGUUUAUCCAUAUCGUUGAGCGUUGUAGGAGCAGCCACUGGUAUUUUUGCCACUGGAGUAUCAAUUAUUGGUGGUGGUGUUAAAGCUCCUAGAAUAAGAACCAAAAAUUUAGUAUCAAUUAUCUUCUGUGAAGCUGUAGCCAUUUAUGGUAUUAUUUUAGCAAUUGUGCUUCUCAAUACUGUUGAACAAUUUAACCCUCUUAAAGCGGAAGAAAAUUUUGAGAUUAAAGCAAAAAAUUACCUCUCAGGUUAUAUCAUGUUCGGUGCUGGUCUAACUGUUGGUUUAAGUAAUUUAUUCUGUGGUAUUUCUGUUGGUGUUGUUGGAAGUGGAGCUGCUCUUGCUGAUGCCGCUAAUCCAUCUCUUUUCAUCAAGAUUCUUAUCGUUGAAAUUUUCGCCUCAGCCAUUGGACUGUUUGGUCUCAUUAUUGCCAUCAUCCUGACUGCCAAAAUUUCCAUGGGUAAUGCUUGAUUUGGAACAACUUAUAAGAAAACAAAAGAGAAAAUCGAAAAUCAAACAACCCCAAUUGAAAUAAUAGUCGAUCAUCAUUCCAUCAUCAUAUUGUUCACAAAGAAAUGCAAAUAUAUACAACAACCAACAGAAAAGAAAACCAUCUAAUAUGUAAGAAAUAAUUCACAAUCAACUUAAUUACCAACAUCAUUAACACACCAUCAUCAUCAUCAUCUUCAUCUUCAUCUUCAUGUUUGCUCUUCUUCUUCGUCUUCUGGUUCCUUUGUUUUUUUUUCUUGAUGUCUUAAUCGCCGAUCAAUUGUAAACAAAGAAAACACAUAAUCAUAUUAAUCAAGUCAAGGAUAAAGUCCAAGAUUUUUUUUUAUUUGGUCUCAAUCGUCGGCAUCGAAUGAUGUCUCUGUUAGUUAUACACAUAAUAUAGUAAUAACAAGAACACAACAACAACAACAGAAAACUAAUUAUACACAACAAUCAAAGAGUAACAAUUUUGCAACUCUUUGACAACAAUUAACAAAAGUGUAAUUGAUAACAUUUUUCCUCUUUUAAAAUCAGAGCCUAUGUUUUUUUGCUGGUUUGAUUCUCAGAUAAAUUGAAGUGUCAAUUGAAAUAUUUAAAAAAAAAUUCUAUGAUUAUUCGGAUCAAUAAAGAACUUCUGUUAAAUUUCUCAGAAUUAACAUGAA
Molecule: messenger RNA, 1520 nt
Organism: Panonychus citri (citrus red mite)
Lineage: Eukaryota; Metazoa; Arthropoda; Arachnida; Trombidiformes; Tetranychidae
Product: V-type proton ATPase 21 kDa proteolipid subunit c''-like
Exons: 2
Coding region: 208-840 (210 amino acids)
Biological process (GO): proton transmembrane transport
Cellular component (GO): proton-transporting V-type ATPase, V0 domain
Molecular function (GO): proton-transporting ATPase activity, rotational mechanism
Source: RefSeq, a predicted model, not a curated record